CCAGAAACCACAAGCGAAAUACACCCAGAAACCACAAAUGAUAUACACCGAUCAUCCACAAGCCAAAUAAACCGACCAUCCACAAGCCAAAUAAACCGACCAUCCACAAGCAAAAUACCUCCAGAAAUCACAAGAGAAAUACAUCCAGAAGCAAAAAGCGAAACACAACCAGAAACCACAAGCGAAAUACACCCAGAAACCACAAGCGAAAUACUCCCAGAAACCACAAGAGAAAUACAUCCGGAAACCACAAACGAAAUACACCGACCAUCCACAAGCCAAAUACACCGACCAUCCAUCAGCCAAAUACUCCCAGAAACGAGAAUGGAAUUACACCCACGAGCCAGAAGCGAUUUACGCACACAAUUCAGAGUGGAUUCACGAGCAUCAACGGACAUAUCUGAGCCAUACAUGGAUUUAACUAAAUAUACCUGUUUAGAAAAGCUGCGAGCAAUACUACAACGAAGCAACAGGAAAGCUCUGUUUAUCGUGCUUGGCUUGAUCAUGACACAACAUCUUAGCGGAAAAUUCACCGCUCCGCAGUACGUGGAAGAUAUCAUUAGCAGACAA
Bombus impatiens (common eastern bumble bee) is the source of this 570-nucleotide messenger RNA. RefSeq names its product serine-rich 25 kDa antigen protein. NCBI's taxonomy places the organism in Eukaryota, Metazoa, Arthropoda, Insecta, Hymenoptera, Apidae. The record is from RefSeq and is a predicted model, not a curated record.